AUGAUUUGCAACAACGGUGUGGGGGAGCUGCACAGCCAGGGCAGCAGCUCAAAGGCUUGGAGCCAACCACAGUUCACGGACGAAGAGAUCUUUCGCUUCCAGCGGAGCCAGGGAGUGAAACAUGAACUCUUUGGAGGUGAACAUCCUGCAGAGGCUAAUCCUGCAGAGGUGGUGGCCAUUCUGCGAACGCGUCCCGUUGGAGAUGAUAGCUUCACUGACUUUGUUGCAGCCACCCUUUCUGGAGCCCAAUGCAAGGAUGGCCAUUGUCGUUCCGCGUUUCGGAUCUUUGAUCGCAAUGCUGAUGGGUACAUCGAUGCCAAAGAGCUCGAACUGAUUCUGCGCAAAGGUGAGUCCAGCGCGUGCUUGACCGAGCCUGCGCAGGCGACGGUCGCGAUGCUCAAAGAAGCCGGAGCCGGAAUGGUGAGCUUUAAGGACUUCGUGAAUUUUGUGAAACGCGGAGCGAGCCUAGAGCUUUGAGUUGCGCCGUUUCACAGCGUAGGAUUCACUGAAGCUCAAUUCUAGGUCGA
This is a messenger RNA of Cladocopium goreaui, 527 nucleotides long. The record is from the annotation of a GenBank genome assembly. NCBI's taxonomy places the organism in Eukaryota, Dinophyceae, Suessiales, Symbiodiniaceae.